Polistes dominula (European paper wasp) is the source of this 522-nucleotide messenger RNA. Its product is annotated as chromobox protein homolog 1. Gene Ontology annotation, cellular component: nucleus. The record is from RefSeq and is a predicted model, not a curated record. NCBI's taxonomy places the organism in Eukaryota, Metazoa, Arthropoda, Insecta, Hymenoptera, Vespidae.
ACAAAGUUGUCUUCCAAACAUCCUAGAAAAACACUCUUGGCAAUUAAUUUGCAGUUUUAAUUAGAAUCAAAUGAAAUAUUAAUUAAUGUCGUUUAAAUAAUAAUAGUAACUUUACAUAUUAAGUAUUGUCUUCCAAAGUGCAUUAUUUUUCUGGUACUUUCUUCCCCAUUGUCCUUAACUUUUGUUCACAGUAUGAAUCAAAAAAAGCAAAUAGGUAAUACAAAGCCAUUAUAUGGAUUUAAUAGAAAAUUGGAACCGGAUAGUAUUAUUGGAGCAACUGAUUCCAGUGGUGAAUUAAUGUUUUUGAUGAAAUGGAAAGGAACGGAUGAAUCAGAUUUAGUACCUGCAAAAGAAGCUAACGUUAUGUGUCCACAAGUUGUUAUUCAAUUUUAUCAAGAAAGAUUAACUUGGCAUACUACUUCGACAAACAGAAAAUCAAAACCUAACUAAAACACAUACACACACUCCAAUUUUUAUAUUACAUAUUAUUAAAUAAUAUAUAUUAGAAAAUAAAUCUAUUUC